Acanthocheilonema viteae is the source of this 1008-nucleotide messenger RNA. NCBI's taxonomy places the organism in Eukaryota, Metazoa, Nematoda, Chromadorea, Rhabditida, Onchocercidae. The record is from the annotation of a GenBank genome assembly.
AUGGUAUAUAAAAAAGAAACUGUUCAGCAGAGGAGACGAUUUCGCGAUCGAUCAAUAUCUGAACUUCAAAGUGGAUUACUACCGAAAGCAACUAUGGAUUCAGAAAAAGCUCAAAUUCAUGGACCAAUUCAAUCAGCCUUAUUUCGAUACACUUCUCGUGAUAUUAUCUUAUAUGCUUUAGCAGUUGGAGCAAGUGUGGAAAACCAGUUACAAUACUUGUUCGAAAAUCACAGUGAAUUUGCAGCAUUGCCUACAUAUAUUAUCGGUCCAGCUUUGGAGGCAACUGUUACGAAAAUGGAAGAAUGGCCAGGCAUAACAUUCGACUUAACAAAGAUAUUGCACGGAGAACAAUACUUGGAGCUGUUUACUCGAGUACCAACAGAAGGUGAACUGCGAUUUGUCGUAAACAUUCCGGCAGUGCUUGAUAAAGGCAAGGGAGCAGUAAUUCUUGCAGAAGUAACAACGUAUGAUAAACAGACAAACACUAAAAUUGCAAGGCAACAAAUUAGUCUGUUUCAACUUGGGUCAGGUGGAUUUGGUGGCUCGAAAACGUCAGAACACGAAAUACCAUGUCAACCGAUACCGCAACGUGACCCUGAUAAUGUUACCGAACAAGCAACUGAUGUAUCUCAGGCGGCGUUCUAUCGGUUGGUUGGUUGUGAUCCAAAUCCACUGCACAUCGAUCCACAAUUUUCUGCUCUGUUAGGUUUCGACAAACCUAUUUUACAUGGGCUUUGUACUCUUGGCUUUUGCGUGAGACAUGUUUUAAUGGCAUUUGCUGGCGGCAAUGAUCAGUAUUUCAAAAGUGUCAAGGCUCGUUUUGCGAGUCCAGUAAUACCGGGACAAACACUUCGAACGGAAAUGUGGAGAGAAGGACCAAGGAUACAUUUCCAAACAAAAGUAAAAGAAACAGGGAAAAUAGUGAUAGCGAAUGCGUUCGUUGAUCUGCACGAAGUACCACAAAGUGUAAUUAGCAAGCAACUGUUCACUUGUCCAUCAACUCUAUAG